This is a messenger RNA of Suillus plorans, 1323 nucleotides long. RefSeq lists its product as uncharacterized. Bases 88 to 1173 code for a protein of 361 amino acids. The transcript is spliced from 3 exons. The record is from RefSeq and is a predicted model, not a curated record. NCBI's taxonomy places the organism in Eukaryota, Fungi, Basidiomycota, Agaricomycetes, Boletales, Suillaceae. Gene Ontology annotation, molecular function: SNAP receptor activity; syntaxin binding. Gene Ontology annotation, cellular component: plasma membrane; SNARE complex. Gene Ontology annotation, biological process: vesicle fusion; exocytosis.
AGUGACUUGUUCACCUGUGCAGCAGUGCUCGACCUCUGAUUCCCUUCAUCAUCCGAGUCCAUUAAUAUUGUCCUCGCAUUUCAAGGAAUGUCGUUCUUCAAGCGUAAGGAGAAAAAUUUGAUUCCUCCCGUCCAGUCAGCAGUUUCCGCAUCAUCAGACGGUUCGCGAGGUCCAUCUCGAAGCACGUCUUCCCUCCCUAGUUACAAGUCCACCGCCAGUACCUACGUUGCCAGUCGCGAUGGGCCUGAUCCUUAUAAUGCCAUGAGCACCAGGACUCAGUCACAGAAUUCGUACGACAACUAUGAUACUUAUAGUGCCACUGCGGGUAAAACUCCUGAUGUCGAGGGAGAUCGGAACCGCAAUGAAUUGUUCGCUGGAUUCAAACCUCAGGGAAAGACAGGUUCUGGUCGAUACUUCGAUGGCCCCGCGCUAGGCAAAGAACCCUCUCCUGGGGAGGAGAAUGAUGAGGAUGUAGAAGGCAUCAAACAGCAAACCAGAUUCAUGAAGCAAGAGAGCGUCAACUCUACCAGGAAUGCACUGAGGCUUGCUCGGGAAGCGGAAGAGACUGCGGGAAACACCAUCGGAAAGCUCGGGGAUCAAUCUGAGAAACUCGCUAACACUGAGCGUCAUCUUGAUGUCUCAAAAGGUCACACCUUGCGCGCCGAAGAUCAGAUCGGUGAACUGAAGCAGCUCAAUCGGUCGAUCUUCCGCCCUGUCAUUACUUGGAACAAGGAUGCAAAACGCGCCGCUCAGGAAGAUAAAAUUCAGCAGCGGUAUGAAGAUGAAAGGCUAGAUCGCGAGAAGGCUAUGCAAGACAUCAGAGAUACUCAGAACCGCUUGGGACGUGCUACUACAUAUGGCCGUCAAGAUGAAGAAAGUCUAACAUCUGGAGGGUCAGGUAGAUUCCGCACUGAGGAACAGCUGGCCACAAGAAAGGAGCAGCGGAAGAGAUAUCAGUUUGAGGCGGGUGCCUCUGAUGACGAGAUGGAAGAUGAGUUGGACGACAACUUGAAUGAGAUAUCGACUAUCACCAAAAACCUGAAGGCGCUGGGUACUGCUAUGGGACAGGAGCUCGAUCAGCAAAACUCGAGACUUGUUACCAUCGAACAAAAGACGACUACCUUGGACAACAACGUGUUCAGGAACACUGAAAGGCUCAAACGCAUCAAAUAGAAUGGCUCUUUCUGUUGGGAACAAGAUGCUGUCUUUCACUGCUCUUCUGUAUUUAAUUCAUGGACAUUUUCGUAAAUGCUGUAGCGGACCCUAUACAUACCUUGUACACGUUAUAUAUUGAGACGCCACCAGGCUGACAUUUACAUAAAG